UGGAUUUCAUAGCGAAAGCGCUCCGUCCGCGACGGCUGAGUGAAAGUUGGAAAUCCCGCUCGCUUCAGAUUACCGGGAAUCCCGCUUCACAUUCACAGCACGGACUUUAUGCGUCGCUUUUGUCAGUUUAUAUCGCCUUUACUUCAAAUUCCGGAAGUUUGUGACCAGGUAUGAUCGACCUGCCCAGACACAGUAAUAUGGAUCCUCUGAGGAGCCAGCACAAGCCGAUCCGUUUGUCCCCUUGGAUAAUGCGAGUGGCUGUAGGGCAAAGCCCCGCCUCUUCAGGGGCAGAGUCAGACACAGAGGGGAGCAGCACGGAGAGUGAAUGGUCUCGCAUCAAACAAGCAGAUGGCAACUCGCCGCAUUUCCUGACGUCUCCCUCUAUGCUGCAGCGACGCAUCACGGAGCUCGACCAGCAGCGAGAGGAGCUGAAGAUCGAGCUGCAGCUGGAGGUCGCAUUGCUGCGAGGCGAGCUGCAGACAGAGCAGGAGCAUCUGCGCAGACAUACGGAGCAGCUGCAUAUGUUGCAGGAAAAAGACAGGCGAUGGGCCAGCAGACAGAAGGAGCGUGUUCGGUUGGAGGAGGAACGUCUGAAGGUGGAGCAGAUGAAGAGGAAGUGUGAGGAGAUGGAGAAACUGAUUCCCACUCAACCAGAAGACCAGCGAGAACAACUGAUCUUACAGCUACAACAGGAUAAGCAUGCGUUGGAUGCCGCAGUGCGAGCGUUUGAAGACAUGGAGUUCCACGUUCUGGAGCUGGAGAGCGGCGUGGAAGACGAGAGAGAGGAAGAGGACAAUGGAAAGAGUGAGACGGUGAUCGAGAGAGAGAUAUCUAGAGUACAACACACACUCAACACAUCUCAGGAACGUGUUCAACAACUGGAGAAGCAGCUGAAGGAAAUGGAGAAAGAGAGAGAUAAAGAGCUGAAUUCCCUCAGACAGGAGAGGAAAGAGCUGCUACACAAAUCACAGAGGAUUUUGAAAGAGAAGAAGCCGCUCUCCGAUUGGUCCAACAUCACUGGCCCCUCCCCCUGCAUGAUGUCACUCUCCCCUCUGACCAUUCACAGAGCAGCACAGGAAUCACUGAAGGAGUCAUCGAGUUUACCCCGCAGACGCAGCUCACACAGAAAAGUCCCAGAUAGACCUCUUUCUGCACAAGUGUUAGUGAGGAUGACUCCGGACAGACCGACCUCAGAGGCUCUAUCUCCUCGUCUUCCUCAUGCCACUCACAGACUGACUAACAGGCACAGUAAUGGGCAGAGAUCAGGGCAUAUUGAUGUGAAUGGCUCUCACACACCCUGCAACAGCGCCAACACCUCCCGUGCGCCCAGUCCUCAAAGUCUUUUGGAUUUGGUGGAAAUGGAACGGAAACUCAGAGAGGCCAAAGCCGAGAGAGAACGCUUACUCAAAGAGAGAGAGGAGAGACGGCGACUGCAGGCAGAACAGAGACAGAUCGAGCUGAAUUCAUUAAAAAUACACACAGACGAAUCAAAACUGGAAUCAAACGCUGAAGAUCAACAGCAUAAUCCAGCGCAGAGGACGACAGAGCAGGGUGUCCCACUCUCACUGACGCUGAACUUUGACCUGCGUGCUCACGUGGAGGCGCUGGGUCACAAUGUGACCGGCUGUAUGGGAGUGAAUUUAUCGCCGCGAAGGUGUGGCGGCUUUCUGACAAAACGUGGCGGCAGAGUAAAGACGUGGAGGAGGAGGUGGUUUAUCUUCGAUCUAGACCACCAAAGACUGGCGUACUACACCGAACUUGAUGAGAAGAAACUCAAAGGGGUGAUUUACUUUCAGGCCAUUGAGGAAGUUUACUAUGAUCAUCUACGAACGGCUACAACAUCUCCACGACCGAGUCUCACCUUCUGUGUGAAAACAUACGAGCGACUGUUCUUUCUCGUGGCUCACAGUGCGGAAGCCAUGAGGAUCUGGAUGGAUGUUAUUGUCACAGCAACUGAUGAACACAGCAGAUACUGAUGAAGACUUCAACAAAAGACACUUAGUGUUUUACUCAAUGAUGUACUAUAACAGAGAGAUGUAGUCUUUGUUCAUCUCAUAGAAUUUGCACUCAGGAUUUUUUUAAUGGACACCACAGCACAAAGUGAACAUGAAUCUCAGUGGAGCGGACUGUAGGAUGAGUGGAGACAGGAAUAUUGUGUAUAUUGCAAGUAUGGAAGAGGGACAUGAGCAGCACAUACUGUAUAAAUAGACACAUUCAAUGGGUUUGUGUUCUGCUGCCACCUACUGUUAACACAUCACUCCCUGAUGGAGGGCAACAGCAUUAUAUUUCUGACACGUUAUUUAUUAUUCUUACUAUUUGUUUUGGCUUUUUAUUAUAUUUUGCAAUUGAAAUUGAUUCAUAUUUGUGUGUGUGU
Myxocyprinus asiaticus (Chinese sucker) is the source of this 2374-nucleotide messenger RNA. RefSeq names its product pleckstrin homology-like domain family B member 3. The record is from RefSeq and is a predicted model, not a curated record. Bases 171 to 1976 code for a protein of 601 amino acids. Lineage: Eukaryota; Metazoa; Chordata; Actinopteri; Cypriniformes; Catostomidae. The transcript has 15 exons.